Symbiodinium necroappetens is the source of this 348-nucleotide messenger RNA. The record is from the annotation of a GenBank genome assembly. NCBI's taxonomy places the organism in Eukaryota, Dinophyceae, Suessiales, Symbiodiniaceae.
AUGCUGGCCGAGCGCUACCGCGACAAGGGGUACCAUCAGGUCAUUGGGUAUGACCUCAGAAACGAGGUGCGCCCGACGACCAUGACAGGCCCUGGGCCGCGGUGGGGCGAGCGAGAGAGAGGCGCAGGCAAAGGCGCCUGCUGCCAACGAGGUGAGUUUGUUCGAGAUUGGUCACGAGCUGCACGGCGUUGCACACAGGCCCUCCUGAAUGCAGAUGCGCCGGGCUUCGUGGUCGUCGAGCGCAUUGCUUGGCCGCAGAACAGCCUGCAGGACAUGUUGCUGCCGACUCCCCCUUGGGAAGCCUGGGACGUACCCCGGGAUCGCAUCGUCCUGGCGGUACACAUGUAU